This is a messenger RNA of Brassica rapa (field mustard), 1896 nucleotides long. RefSeq names its product cytochrome P450 72A15. Lineage: Eukaryota; Viridiplantae; Streptophyta; Magnoliopsida; Brassicales; Brassicaceae. The record is from RefSeq and is a predicted model, not a curated record. Gene Ontology annotation, molecular function: oxidoreductase activity, acting on paired donors, with incorporation or reduction of molecular oxygen; heme binding; iron ion binding.
UCAAACCGAAUACUAAAUAAUACUUGGCCACGAUUUAUUACCAAAGACAAAUUACUUAAGACAUCACCACACCAAAUAUCUUCUCCAAAAUUCUCAACAAUAUUUAAAUCCUGAGAAGUUAGCAAAACUGAGAGCAAAUGGAGACAUCAGUUGCAUCGGUAGCAGUUUCAAUUGUGAUAGCUGUUGUGUCUUGGUGGGUAUGGAGAACCUUGAAGUGGGUUUGGUUUAAACCAAAGAUGCUUGAGAGCUACCUGAGAAGACAAGGUAUUCCCGGAACUCCUUACACGCCUCUUGUUGGUGAUUUAAAGAAAAUGUCAAGCAUGCUUACAGAAGCAAGAUCCAAACCCAUCAAACUAACGGAUGAUGUCACACCACGUGUCGUGCCUUAUCCCUUCCACAUGCUCAAGACUCAUGGGAGAACUUACUAUACAUGGUUUGGACCUAUACCAACCAUCACCAUAAUGGAUCCAGAGCAAAUCAAAGAAGUAUUCAACAACGUUUAUGAUUUCCCAAAGCCACAUACAUUCCCAUUAGUCAGAUUCAUAGCCACGGGACUCGCUAGCUAUGAUGGUGAUAAAUGGGCUAAACACCGAAGAAUCAUCAACCCUGCUUUCCACCUAGAGAAGAUCAAGAAUAUGGUACCUGCGUUCCACCAGAGCUGUAGUGAGGUUGUUGGGAAAUGGGACAAGUUGGUCUUGGACAGAGGGUUGUCUUGUGAGGUGGACGUUUGGCCUUGGCUUGUGAGUAUGACUGCAGAUGUGAUCUCUCGUACUGCUUUUGGUAGCAGCUAUAAAGAAGGACAAAGGAUAUUUGAGCUCCAAGCAGAACUAUCUGAGCUCAUCAUACAAGAUUUUCGGAAAGCUUUCAUCCCUGGUUAUAGUUAUCUCCCAACGAAGGAUAAUAGAAGGAUGAAAGCAGCAGCUAGAGAAAUCCAAGUUAUACUGAGAGGGAUAGUUAACAAGAGGUUACUUGCGAGAGAAGCAAGCGAUGACUUGCUAGGUAUACUUCUUGAAUCAAAUUUAGGGCAAGAUGAAGGAAAUGGAAUGAGCACUGAGGAUGUGAUCGAGGAGUGCAAGUUGUUCUAUUUCGCUGGACAAGAGACAACUUCAGUACUUCUUGUCUGGACAAUGGUUAUGUUAAGCCAACACCAAGACUGGCAGGCUCGUGCACGAGAAGAAGUGAAGCAAGUUUUUGGUGAUAAAAAACCUGAUGCAGAAGGCUUGAACCAGCUCAAAGUUAUGACGAUGAUAUUGUAUGAGGUUCUUAGGCUGUAUCCUCCAGUAGCUCAGCUGAUACGAGCCGUUCACAAAGAGAUGAAGGUAGGUGAUCUGACAUUACCGGGCGGCGUACACAUCAAUCUACCUAUUCUGCUAGUCCAGCGCGAUACCGAGCUAUGGGGCCAAGAUGCAGGGGAGUUCAAGCCAGAGAGGUUUAAAGACGGUCUCUCAAAGGCGACUAAGAACCAAGUCUCCUACUUUCCCUUUUCUUGGGGACCAAGGAUCUGCAUUGGUCAGAGCUUUGCCUUGUUGGAGGCUAAAAUGGCAAUGGCCUUGAUUCUACAGAGAUUCUCCUUUGAGUUAUCUCCUUCCUAUGUGCAUGCUCCUUACACAGUCAUGACUAUUCACCCACAGUUUGGUGCUCAUCUUACCCUGCACAAGCUAUAGUUCCAUAACCCAUGCAUGUGUGAUGUUUGCAAAUGAGUCAUAUAUAAGAGAAAUAAAAUUACUGCAGAUCCUAAUAUUAUAAAACCAUGCUUUUAAAACAACUAGUGGUAUCCCUCGCUACGCGCCGGGUUUGUAUGUUUUAUUAUGUUAUUCCAUGUUUGGUUUUGUAAAAUAUAAUUGUUGAAAUUUAUAUUUAUAUUGGUGUGAUUUGUAAUAUUUUUUGUUAAACAUA